Messenger RNA from Frankliniella occidentalis (western flower thrips), 322 nucleotides. Its product is annotated as RING finger protein 224-like. Lineage: Eukaryota; Metazoa; Arthropoda; Insecta; Thysanoptera; Thripidae. Bases 61 to 276 code for a protein of 71 amino acids. Gene Ontology annotation, biological process: protein ubiquitination. The transcript has 2 exons. Gene Ontology annotation, molecular function: ubiquitin protein ligase activity. The record is from RefSeq and is a predicted model, not a curated record.
UACGGGGCGAUCCCUGCCGCCAGAAGCAAUAGGAUAGCCGCCGCCGCCGCCGCCACAGUCAUGGAGUGCAACAUUUGCUUCGAGGCGUACGACCUGGAGGUGCGCGUGCCCAAGACGGUGGUGCCGUGCGGACACCCCGUCUGCCUGCCGUGCCUGCAACGCGUCGGGAGGCAGCAGUGCCCUAGCUGCCGCGAGCCCUUUACCGUCCGUCCCGCGUCCCUGCCAAACAAUUUCUCCGUUAUCGACCUGAUGGAGAACCAAGGGAAGGCCAGGUAAGGAUCUUAACGAACGUGCUGCCUCCAAGUCGCGAUCACGUUCGGUU